Nerophis lumbriciformis (worm pipefish) is the source of this 1966-nucleotide messenger RNA. It is a transcript of the gene mab21l2, whose product is annotated as mab-21-like 2. The record is from RefSeq and is a predicted model, not a curated record. Lineage: Eukaryota; Metazoa; Chordata; Actinopteri; Syngnathiformes; Syngnathidae.
AGCCCGACCCACUUCACUCUCACCGCGGAGGACCAUUCAUAAAAGUGGAAGAAGAGGAGGGGGGGCUGGGCCGGGCUGGGAAGGUGACUAUGAGAGAGCCGCAGUCGGACUCCUCUUUAUUGAAGGCGAGCCCAGAGUGAAAUAUUUAUUUGAGAAAAAAAAAAAAUUUUGAAGAAAUUUGCCCCCUUUUUUUUUUUUUUUGUGGGUGUCACCGGUAAGCGUUGGAUCCGUCAACCUACUGCGACUCUCCGGUGUACAACCCGGAGCUGUGCCCCAACAUGAUCGCCACGCAGGCCAAGCUGGUGUACCAGCUCAACAAGUACUACACCGAGCGCUGCCAGGCGCGCAAAGCCGCCAUCGCCAAGACCAUCCGGGAGGUGUGCAAGGUGGUGUCGGACGUGCUGAAGGAGGUGGAGGUCCAGGAGCCGCGCUUCAUCAGCUCCCUCAGCGAGAUCGACGCCCGCUACGAGGGCAUGGAGGUGGUCUCGCCCAGCGAGUUCGAGGUGGUGCUCUACCUCAACCAGAUGGGCGUCUUCAACUUCGUGGACGACGGCUCGCUGCCGGGCUGCGCCGUGCUCAAGCUGAGCGACGGCCGCAAGAGGAGCAUGUCCCUCUGGGUGGAGUUCAUCACCGCCUCGGGCUACCUGUCCGCCCGCAAGAUCCGCUCCCGCUUCCAGACGCUGGUGGCGCAGGCGGUGGACAAGUGCAGCUACCGCGACGUGGUGAAGAUGGUGGCGGACACCAGCGAGGUGAAGCUCCGCAUACGCGAGCGCUACGUGGUGCAGAUCACGCCCGCCUUCAAGUGCACCGGCAUCUGGCCGAGGAGCGCGGCGCAGUGGCCCAUGCCGCACAUCCCCUGGCCGGGGCCCAACCGCGUGGCGGAGGUGAAGGCGGAGGGCUUCAACCUGCUCUCCAAGGAGUGCUACUCGCUGACGGGCAAGCAGAGCUCCGCGGAGAGCGACGCCUGGGUGCUGCAGUUCAGCGAGGCCGAGAACCGGCUGCUGAUGGCCGGCUGCAGGAAGAAGUGCCUGUCGGUGCUCAAGACCCUGCGGGACCGCCACCUGGAGCUGCCCGGCCAGCCGCUCAACAACUACCACAUGAAGACGCUGCUGCUGUACGAGUGCGAGAAGCACCCGCGGGAGAGCGACUGGGACGAGGCCUGCCUGGGGGACCGGCUGAACGGCAUCCUGCUGCAGCUCAUCUCCUGCCUGCAGUGCCGCCGCUGCCCGCACUACUUCCUGCCCAACUUGGACCUCUUUCAGGGCAAGCCGCACUCGGCCCUGGAGGCGGCCGCCAAGCAGACGUGGAGACUAGCCAGGGAGAUCCUCACCAACGCCAAAAGCUUGGACAAAUUAUAAAAAAAAAACUAAAAAAUACAAAAAAAAACUGACUUUUUAAAUUUUCUCCUUUUGGAAGCGGCAGACUCUCCGAGCAAUGUGAAUAAAGACAAAAUAAGACAAACUUUAAAAAAAAAAAUGGAAGCGAGGACCGAAAACGAAGGUACAUUUUUUUUUCAUGUCCUAUAACUUUUAACUCCUUUAUUCCGUGUUUUCACAAAGUGAACUACCUUUAUUUAAAUGAACAGGAAAAAAAGAAAAGCGUGCCAACUUGAUGAUUUUUUUUUUUUCAUGGUGUGACUCAAAGAAAUUAAAAAAAAAAUGUUAAAUAAAAUGUUGCAAGUUAAAUUUAGGCCUCGUGUUUGAAUUAGACAUUUGCUAUUUCUGUUUUUGGUUCUGGAGGGGAGAGACUGACUCCAUUUAUUUUUUAAAUUAAAUUCAACAUACUUGUCCAGGGUGUACCCCGCCUUCCGCCCGAUUGUAGCUGAGAUAGGCUCCAGCGCCCCCCGUGACCCCAAAAGGGAAUAAGCGGUAGAAAAUGGAUGGAUGGAUUUAAAAAAAGAAAACAUGUCUUUGUUAAAAUAAAGCCUUGUUAGCAUUAAAAAUUCAUUUGAUAAUACACUCUAAAA